AAGGGCGCGGUUUUUAAUUUCUUCAACCUGGCAACUCUCGAUGAACUGACCUCGUUAAAUGGAUGUUCGAAGAAGAAGGCAGAGGUCAUUUCAUCUCUGAGGCCGUUCUCGUCUUGGGCUGAUAUGAAAGACAAACUGGAAAAGAAUAAAAACCUUGGUAAGUGGAUAAUCAGUGAAUGCAAAGUGCUACUGGAGAUUCGCGACAACAUCAGAUCAUUGAUGGAAAAGUGCCAAAAAAUUUCGACCAACCUGGAAUCUUCCAUUUUUGAAUUACUAGGGGGGGAACAGCUUACUAAUAAAGCUGACGAUUUGACCUCUUUAAUUUUAUUCGUAAACCUGCCUAGUUUGUCCUUGACCCCUUACCAGCUGGUUGGUUUGAACUGGCUGAUCAUGAUGCACCAACACAAAUUGAAUGGAAUACUGGGUGACGAGAUGGGCCUGGGCAAAACCAUUCAGACCAUCGCCUUCCUGGCCUACCUCUUGGAGAAGGGCGACGAAGGACCUCACGUGAUCAUAUCUCCAUCAUCUACGAUUGAUAAUUGGUUGAGGGAAUUGCAGAAGUGGUGUCCGUCAUUAAAGGUUCUGCCGUACUACGGCUCGCAAGAGGAACGUCGGCACAUGCGCCACCAGCUCAUGAAGGCCGGCUCUGACGUCAACGUCAUACUCACCAGUUACAAUAUGGCGUCUGGGAGCGUUGAGGACAGGGUGCUGUUCAAGAAGUUCAACUACAGGUACGCGGUGUUCGACGAGGGGCACAUGCUGAAAAACAUGCAUUCCAACAGAUAUAAGAGUCUCAUGAAAAUAUCUUCAGAGAGACGACUCCUGUUAACUGGCACGCCACUGCAGAACAACCUACUAGAGCUCAUGUCCUUACUCUCCUUCCUCAUGCCAGAUAUUUUUGCCGGGAAAACAGACAACUUUAGGAAAAUUUUCUCGAUGUCGAGUGGUAGUAGUAAUGAUAUCAGGGGAACGUACGAGCAAGAGACACUUGUGCAUGCCAAAAGAAUUCUACAGCCAUUUUUUCUAAGGAGGCUUAAAAUUAAUGUAUUGAAACAACUGCCCAAGAAAUCUGACCACGUGAUCAAGGUCAGCAUGUCACAUGACCAAGGUCGUCUCUAUGAAAAACUGAGGAAACAUAAGGGUAAAAGUGGUUGUGGUAGUGACGUACAAUCGUCCGGGGCGUCGAUGCUGAUGCAGUUGAGGAAAUCAGCCAAUCACGAGCUGCUACACAGGGCACUUUAUAAUGAUGACCUGCUCAUGACCAUAGCUAAGAGACUCAUUAAGGAUUCUGCUUUCAGAAAUUCAGACGUGCAGUGCAUAUUUGAGGACCUUCAAGUCAUGUCUGAUUUUGAAAUUCACACUCUUGUCUCUAAGCAUAAAGUAACCAAAGAGUACAAAUUAGAGGAAAGUGUAAUAUGCCGAUCGGGAAAGUUUGCUCACCUGGACGAGGUCCUACCUGAGAUGAAAAUUAAGGGCGAUAGAAUACUGCUGUUCAGUCAGUUCACAAUGAUGUUGGACAUUAUAGAAGUCUACCUGGAGUUCAGAGGGUACAAAUACUUACGACUUGAUGGCUCAACGCCCGUUACUGAAAGACAGGAGCUGAUCGACAAGUUUACAGACGACGAUGACAUCUUCAUCUUUCUACUGUCGACCAAAGCUGGAGGCAUGGGUAUAAACCUGACGGCGGCGAACGUGGUGGUUCUACACGACAUCGACUUCAACCCCUACAACGACAAGCAGGCGGAAGAUCGCUGCCACAGGGUCGGCCAGACCAGAGACGUGAAAGUAUACAGGCUUAUAACCAAAAAUUCCAUUGAAGAGGCAAUGCUAAGGUGCGCGCAGGAUAAGCUAAAAUUAGAACGUGACGUCACUGGGAAUUCCACAGAUGUUAAUGAGGAAGCCAACACGGCCGAUGUCGCCUCCUUACUGAAGGAAGCUUUGAAGAUGAGAUGAAUAAAUUAAUAAAAAUUAUAAUAAUUAGAAGUAAUAAUUAGUUUAAUUAUAUUACCUCUUUACUUACAUAAUUUUACCUUAAAUUAUGUGGUAUAUUGAGUAAUUGUGCUAUCAAAUGUGUGCGUAUAUAUAUUUUUAACGUUUAUUCAUAUAUAUUUUAACUAAUUAGUAUUGAUUUUAUGCUGUUUUACAACGUGUGUUAAUAUGUGCGUGUGUGUUGUGUGUGUGUGUGUGUGUGUGCGUGUGUGGAUCUACGUUUAUGUUACAACUUGUAGGAUAAUUACUUUGUAUCGUUGGUACGUUAACUUUGUUCAAUCACACUGUGUCACUCGAUACAUGCCUUUAUCUUUUACUAUCACAUCUUUAUAUAUAUAUAUACAUAUAUAUAUACCCACAUAUUCAGAAGAGAGCUAGUUAUAGUCUAAUGGCAAAUAUAAAAUUCAAUCUUCGUUUAGCGUCCAGAGACACAGUUUUCCGAGGUAGGACGUAUAAAAUAUGAAAUUAUGCAU
Messenger RNA from Helobdella robusta, 2462 nucleotides. RefSeq lists its product as hypothetical. Gene Ontology annotation, molecular function: DNA binding; ATP-dependent chromatin remodeler activity; chromatin binding. The transcript is spliced from 19 exons. Gene Ontology annotation, cellular component: nucleus. The record is from RefSeq and is a predicted model, not a curated record. The coding region runs from base 124 to 1953 and encodes 609 amino acids. NCBI's taxonomy places the organism in Eukaryota, Metazoa, Annelida, Clitellata, Rhynchobdellida, Glossiphoniidae.